Messenger RNA from Seminavis robusta, 1025 nucleotides. The record is from the annotation of a GenBank genome assembly. Lineage: Eukaryota; Bacillariophyta; Bacillariophyceae; Naviculales; Naviculaceae.
CUAAUGGAGUAGUACUCUACUAGUAAUAGUAGUACAUGUCAUGCAGUCAGUGGUGAAGAGCAAUGCUGGUCCAGCUUCGAAGCUUCGAGGCUCGAGAAGCUCACAACUUUCGCAUUCUCAGUUCAAACAACCAAAACCAUCCGGGAAACUGAUCUAGCUAGCUAGCUAGCUCUUAGUAUAUACUAAGUAGAAGCACACAGCAACACAGCAACACAGCAACACAGCCACCAUGAACAAACUCCAAAUGCUUCUGAUGCUAGCGAUAGCAUGCAUCAGCGCUCAGAUGGUCAGUGCUGACUACUACAUCUGGUACAAGUGGGCUGCCAAGACGGGCCGCGAAUGCGACGAUGAGGAUCUGAAAACCCUUGAGGACUUGACCCGCAAAUCCAUUAUCGAAAAUAGUGAUGGCGAUGAGAAGGCUUUCGCGAGUUCAGGGACUUGGCGUGAGCUGAGGUUGGGAGACUUGAUCGAGGAGCCUGUAGUACAAGUUACCGCUAGCGAUCCAGAGCUUGAUGAAUUUACCCGAAGACUGCAGCCAUGCAGUGGAUGUGAAUGCUGCGCGUAUUUCCCUGGCAAUCCCAUCUACUGUGGUGGCAACUGUGGCGGUCGUCGUCGGAACAGACGCCUCAGGGUUCGUGCUAACAACGAGCGGGAGCUUUCCAAUGUCAUGGGUGCCGUGGCGUCGGCUGCUGCCAAAUGGGACAAAGACACCAAGGAUUGCUUUGACCCAAGCAGCUUUGAGUACGAGUUUGAACGGCAGCCUUAAGCUACCUCAAGCUACUAGUAGACUAGUAGACUAGUCUACUAGUAGUAGUACCGGUGCGGCAACACCAACAACUGAGGGGGCGAACACAGCAGCAGCAGCAGCAGCACAGGAAGGAAAGGAACACUCUUGGUUAUUCGCUGGUCCAAGUCCUUUGCAUCCAUUAUUAAGAAACACUGAUUUCAUCAUAAACUUCAUACUAUUAGCAUAUCAUAGCUCUACUAAUCCAUUACCAUUACUACUAAAAGAGAAAGAGUGACAC